Bombus pyrosoma is the source of this 3812-nucleotide messenger RNA. RefSeq names its product ATP-binding cassette sub-family G member 4-like (gene Atet). The transcript has 12 exons. Gene Ontology annotation, molecular function: ATP hydrolysis activity; ABC-type transporter activity; ATP binding. The coding region runs from base 912 to 3131 and encodes 739 amino acids. Gene Ontology annotation, cellular component: plasma membrane. Lineage: Eukaryota; Metazoa; Arthropoda; Insecta; Hymenoptera; Apidae. The record is from RefSeq and is a predicted model, not a curated record.
AGUUAGAGACUAAAGUGUAAUUUUUCAACUUGAUGACACAGCCAGAGUCAGUUAAUUAAGAAGUAAAUGUCCUACAUCUGGUUCUAUGUCGUUAAUCCUAUGUAUUCGCGGUAUUUUCGGUUUUCGUAUGAAGUUGCGAUAGAUCGAAGAAUUGUAGCUAUCAGAGAAAAUAGUGGAAAUAGGUUGGAGGGAAAUGAAUGUGCUUCCAUAUGGCAUUUUACUGUUGUCGGAGGUAAUUGCGAAUAGAAGAAAAUAUCCUGAGUCAUUGGUAAUGAAAGGAUAACGCAAAGCGCAGAACGCUUACAAAUCUGAUCGCGUGGUUAGAACCUCGCAAGACCUCGAAAUCGAGAGACGGAAGAGAAACAUGCAAGUGGGAGAGGGCUCCAACGACGGUAGUCGUCCCUGGUUUCGAGUCGGACAGCUCAGUUCAUUUGGUUGGUAGAGGCGAACGGUGGUGUAUAGUACGACAGCUGAUUCUGGACACUGUUGCGAUCGUUUCUCUCUGCUGUCAGUGGAUACAGUACUGCGGAUCGUUUAGUUGGUUCGCGAUUCGAUUUUCGCUUAUGCGUGUACGCACAACGGAGACAAUUGCGAUCCUACCGAAUACUAUUCUUUCCUCGAAAACGAAUGCGGCCUUGCAAUUUGAAAAUCUUCUCAUCGAUCAUUGGAAAAGCCAAGACAAGGAUCAAAGACGCAUCGUAGCGAUUCACUACGGCCUAGCUAGCCUAUGUACAGACCGGGCUGCUCCACGUUCUACUGUGAUUGCCGUGUGAUCACUAUUUUCUUGUGAAACACGACCGUUGUGUAUAGUGCAGCGAUCAAAGAAAGGGCGGAGAGGCAGAGAAUGCACAGCGUCAUCAUCGGGGUAUGAUUUCGGACGCUGUUAGGAUACCUAAAUUUAAAUUCGACCGAUGCAUCAACAGAUGAUGGCAGAUUUAAAGAAUCUCGCUCUGGCUGGUGGAGGAUCUAGAUACAGUGGGGAUGAACAGGUACAGUUCAUUCCAGGUGGAAGUCAUCAGGUGACCAUUAAAUCGCCUCCACCUUCACUGCAUUUGGAAAGUCUGAACAAUGCUGUUCUCAGUGGCUCGCAAAAUAAUCUCCAUUGCAAUUGCAAUGGUAGUGCGUCUAAUGGUACCGCAGUUGCAAUGUGUAGCAGUAGUAUGUUCGCGAGAAAAGUACCAAACCAUAGUCCAGGACAAGAUGGCAAAAGGCCGGCAGUAACAUUGACGCAUUUACCGAAGAGGCCACCGGUUGACGUUGAGUUCAAGAACUUAGCGUACAGCGUAUCCGAAGGCAGAAAGAGAGGGUACAAAACAAUUUUAAAAUGCGUAAACGGUAAAUUCCAAUCGGGAGAACUGACCGCUAUCAUGGGUCCUUCAGGUGCUGGGAAAAGUACACUGAUGAACGUUUUGGCAGGUUACAAAACAUCUCACUUGAGUGGUUCUGUUUUGAUAAACGGAAAGGACAGGAAUCUGAGGAGAUUUCGAAAGAUGUCCUGUUACAUAAUGCAAGACGAUCGUCUUUUACCUCAUUUAACGGUCUAUGAGACAAUGACUGUUUCGGCUAAUUUAAAAUUAGGAAAAGACAUCAGCGCGAGGGAAAAGAGAGUGGUGAUCGAAGAAAUCAUCGAAACGCUCGGCCUAAGCGACGCGAGCAAUACACAAACCCACUGUCUUAGUGGAGGGCAGAGAAAAAGGCUAUCAAUUGCAUUGGAACUUGUUAACAACCCUCCGGUGAUGUUUUUUGAUGAACCAACUUCUGGCUUGGACAGUUCGACUUGUUAUCAAUGUUUAAGUUUGCUCAAAUCGUUAAGCAGAGGAGGAAGGACUAUUAUAUGUACGAUACAUCAACCAAGCGCUCGACUGUUUGAAAUGUUCGAUCAUUUGUACCUUUUGGCCGAAGGUCAGUGUAUAUAUCAAGGAAACGUUGGUGGCCUGGUACCUUUUUUAUCGUCAAUGGGCUUGGAAUGUCCUAGUUAUCAUAAUCCAGCGGAUUACGUUAUGGAAGUGGCAUGUGGAGAACACGGAGAAUGCGUGCAUAAAUUAGUCAUGGCAGUAAAUAACGGUAGAUGUGCUAAUUAUCAGCAACAUCAGGCUACGAUAAAUGCAGUGCAAACUGUAUCGAAUGACAUCGCAAAAGAAUCGCCGCAGCAAGAAACAAAAUCUGAAUCUGCUUUAAUACCAAACGGUGUGACAAAGCAACCGAAUGGCGGGACGGUAAUCAACAUACCAAUCUCUUGUACGACUUCUUUGUUGGACAGUGCGGAGAGUAUAGAACAAAAAGUUGGCUUUCCAACGAAUAGUUGUACCCAAUUUUGGAUCCUUCUUAAAAGAAUAUUCUUAUCGCAAAUAAGAGACAUGACAUUAACGAGAGUAAGGCUGAUUUCCCAUAUAAUCGUUGGAUUCCUCAUUGGUGCAAUUUAUUACGACAUCGGCAAUGAGGCCUCAAAGGUAAUGAGCAAUGCCGGUUGCGUCUUCUUUACGGUGAUGUUUCUCAUGUUCACUGCUAUGAUGCCUACGAUUCUUACGUUUCCGACAGAAAUGGCUGUAUUCGUGAGAGAACAUUUAAAUUACUGGUAUUCUGUGAAAGCUUAUUAUCUUGCGAGAACUUUAGCCGAUGUACCCUUUCAAAUAGUGUAUUCUAUAGCAUACGUCAUUAUCGUAUACUUCAUGACGUCGCAACCAUUGGAAACAAAUAGAUUCAUGAUGUAUUUAACUAUAUGUAUAUUAACAGCGUUAGUUUCGCAAUCCAUCGGUUUAGUAAUAGGUGCAGCGAUGAGUGUAGAGAGCGGAGUAUUUAUUGGCCCUGUAUCGUCAGUGCCCAUCAUUCUGUUCUCCGGUUUCUUCGUCAAUUUUGAUGCCAUUCCAAAAUAUCUCAAGUUUCUUUCAUAUGUGAGUUAUGUCAGGUACAGCUUUGAAGGUGCCAUGAUUUCUGUAUAUGGUUAUAAUCGUGCUAAGCUCAAGUGUUCUGACGCUUACUGCCACUUCAAGAGCCCGACGAAGUUCCUGGAAGAAAUGUCGAUGCAAAACGCUGUCUUCUGGCUAGACGCCGUUGCGUUGGCAGGUUUUUUGCUUACCUUGAGAGUGAUCGCCUACUUUGUACUGAGACUGAAAUUACGAUCUCUUCGUUAAAACACACAGUGAAUAUAAUCGAUGAUCACUUGGUCGUCAUCGUGUUAGGAAUAUUCGUUUUACCUCAAUUUAGCCCGAACGUGAGAGCUGACAAGUCUUCUUCGGAAAUUCGCGGUUACGAUUCUAAAUUUCGAUUCUUUCUCUGAAAAUAGAAAUACCCGGACAUUUAUGUAUCAAAAUAACAUAACAUACAUGCCUGAAAAUGGCGCGAUGAAAUGUUUUCUUUUUCAUUUGUCGUCAACUAUUAAGAUUUUCUACUUUCUACUUACUGGAAUUCAUCAUCUCAUUUACACGCUCAUGUUGCAAAUGAGAAAAUCGCCUUUAAAACGUUCUAUUAUGAAGGGUGUACAGUGCUUCAUUACCUCGAGUUUUUUUUUUGAAAGAAACGAAGUUUAAAAGGAAGCCUUCAUUCUCAAUAACGCAUUUCCAAUAUCAAUUGCAAUUAAUGUAAUUUCUGCCAUGUAAAUACAAAUUGUAAAUGUUGAAGAAAACAUUCAUAUUUCACGCAAACUCAAAGAGAUACGUAUGUUGUUUCAUACGAUCAAAUGAGAUGACUAACAAUAGUAGACACAAACGAAUGGUACGCAUAAAAGAACACAGUUUAGGCAUUUUUAACACAAUAGAGUGCGCCAGAAUUACAUUGAAAUUGUAAAUCAUCGAUAAUAGACCGAAAAGAGAUCA